AUGGAACAGAGAAAAGAAAACAUAGUAAUGUUCCCAUUCAUGGCACAAGGCCAUAUAAUUCCAUUCUUAGCAUUAGCCCUCGAACUAGAACAAAAGGUUUACACCAUAACCUUCGUCAACACCCCUCUCAACAUCAAGAAACUCCGAUCAUCUCUCUCAUCCACCUCCACCAUUCGCCUCCAUGAAAUCCCGUUCAACAGCUCCGAUCACGGCCUCCCUCCCCGUUGCCAAAACACCGACGUCCUUCCCCACCACCUCAUAACCCACUUCCUCACAAUCUGUCCCUCUCUUGAACCCUCCUUCAGAAAGCUGCUGUCCGAUCUCAUCCAAGAAAACGGCGGCGUUAAGCCUCUGUGUGUGAUCGGAGACUUCUUUUUCGGGUGGUCGGCCGGCGUAGCCCAUGAGUUCGGGGUGUUUCAUGCAAUAUUCAGUGGCCGCGGCGGGUUUGGAUUAGCUUGUUACUACUCUACGUGGUUGAAUUUGCCUCACAAGAAAACUGAUUCAUCUGAGUUCACUUUACCGGAUUUUCCAGAAGCCGGAAAAAUUCACCGGACUCAGCUGACGCCGAGUUAUUUGUCGGCGAGUGACACUGAUCCUUCCACUCUAUUUCAAUGGAAAAACCUUCCGGUGUGGUCCAAUUCUGAUGGGUUUUUGUUUAACACAUGGAAGGCAGAGCUCGAGCUGUUAAAGUAUCAGGAAUUUCUGCUGAUGGAGAAGAUUGAGUUGGUGAUGAGUGAGAAUGAGAGGGGACAUGAAAUAAGGACGAAAGCUUGUGAGGUUCAGGAGAUGAUCAAGGAUAGCAUUAGAGAUGAGGAGGAGUUCAAGGGGUCUUCUGUGAAAGCCAUGGAUGAGUUCUUCAAAGCUGUAUUGUUGAUGAAGGAGAAUAACUAG
Ilex paraguariensis (yerba mate) is the source of this 891-nucleotide messenger RNA. NCBI's taxonomy places the organism in Eukaryota, Viridiplantae, Streptophyta, Magnoliopsida, Aquifoliales, Aquifoliaceae. The record is from the annotation of a GenBank genome assembly.